Messenger RNA from Kwoniella mangroviensis CBS 8507, 1614 nucleotides. RefSeq lists its product as uncharacterized. The transcript has 6 exons. Lineage: Eukaryota; Fungi; Basidiomycota; Tremellomycetes; Tremellales; Cryptococcaceae. Bases 1 to 1614 code for a protein of 537 amino acids. The record is from RefSeq and is a predicted model, not a curated record. Gene Ontology annotation, biological process: L-tryptophan biosynthetic process.
AUGGCUCAUCCCAGCCCCCAAGUCGUCCCAUCGCUCGAUGAGCUCAUCAACCUCUUCGCUACUUCCUCUUCAUCACCAGCAACUCUUGCACCUCCUUCCGCACCUUUGUUCGGUGCAUCAUCGACCAAGUCAGAAUCGCAAUCUACCAAACCCGUCGAAAACCUCAAACCAAACUUGAUACCUGUAUUUGUUGAAAUACCUGCAGAUCUCUUGACUCCCGUAUCGGCUUAUUUGAAAAUCGCCAAGGAUAGUAAAUACUCUUUCUUACUGGAAAGUGUGAUUGGUGGAGAAAAUCUAGCAAGGUAUAGUUUCGUCGGAGCAGAUCCAAUCAAAGUUAUAAGGACUGGAGAAGGGUUCGAUGUGGAAGGUGAUCCAUUGACAGCUCUGGAAAAAGAAUUAGAACCUUAUAGAUUCGUUAAAAUCCCUCAAAUCGGUACUCUUACCGGCGGUGCCGUCGGCUUCAUCACCUACGAUUCGAUUGUCCACUUCGAACCCGUGACCAAACCUAAAGAACCACUACACAACCCAUUCCCAGGAAUGCCCGAGGCGUUCUUCAUGCUAAGUUCGACCAAUUUGAUAUUCGACCACAUCUACCAAACUAUCAAGAUUGUUUCUCACGUACACUUACCGGACGGUACUCCUCCUUCCCAGAUUCCAGCAUUGUAUGAAGAGUGCGUCGGUAGGAUAGAAACGCUUAGAAGGAAGUUGAUUUCACCUGAAGUUCCUUUACCGCCGCAGGGUCCGGUUCAUUUGGGGUAUGAAGCGACGAGUAAUGUGGGUAAGGAGGGUUAUGAAGGGUUUGUCACGACGUUGAAAGAUCAUCUUUUCAAGGGAGAUAUAAUCCAAGCGGUUCCUUGUCAGAGGUUCACUCGAAAGACCGAUGUUCACCCUUUCAAUGUGUAUCGACAGUUGAGAAGUCUCAAUCCUUCGCCAUAUAUGUACUAUAUCAACUGUUCCGACACUCAGCUGGUCGGAGCGUCUCCCGAAUGCCUCUGUAAAGUUGAAAACCGUAAAGUACAGUGUCAUGCUAUUGCUGGAACGCGUAGAAGAGGAAAGGAUGCGGAGGAGGACGAACGCCUAAGCAAAGAGCUACAAGAAGACGAGAAAGAAAAAUCCGAAAAUCUACAAUUGACGGAUCUAGCUCGUAAUGAUGUGCAUAGGGUGUGCAAACCAGAGACUGUCAAAGUGGAUCGCUUGAUGGAGAUAGAGAAAUUUAGUCACGUUAUCCAUAUGACUAGUCAAGUUAGUGGUAUGUUACGGGAUGAUCUGUCCAGGUUCGACGCCUUCCGUUCGAUCAUGCCUGCUGGUACACUGUCGGGAGCACCGAAGAUCAAAGCCAUUCAAUUGAUAAUGGGUCUUGAGAAAGAAAGACGUGGUCCUUACGGUGGUGGUGUUGGAGUUUUUGAUUUCGACAGAAACAAUUUGGAUACCUGUAUCUGUAUCAGGACAAUGGUCUUCCAUGGUGGUAAUGUCCAUGUAUCAGCGGGAGCAGGGAUCGUGAUUGACUCGGUGGAAGAGAUGGAAUACAUGGAGACCAUACAUAAAUCCAAAGCGUGUAUGCGGGCUAUAGAACAGGCAGAAGAUCAUUACCAUAGCUUACAACAAUCUUCGUAG